Phyllopteryx taeniolatus (common seadragon) is the source of this 3863-nucleotide messenger RNA. It is a transcript of the gene prkcha, whose product is annotated as protein kinase C, eta, a. The transcript has 14 exons. The record is from RefSeq and is a predicted model, not a curated record. Gene Ontology annotation, biological process: protein phosphorylation. NCBI's taxonomy places the organism in Eukaryota, Metazoa, Chordata, Actinopteri, Syngnathiformes, Syngnathidae. Bases 335 to 2365 code for a protein of 676 amino acids. Gene Ontology annotation, molecular function: diacylglycerol-dependent serine/threonine kinase activity; ATP binding.
UCUUUAAGCCAUCGAGCCAGGUGACUACAAUGGCAUACAGUAAACCAACACAAGCUUGGCAGGUGUUCUUGUUUUUUUGGCAAAGUUAUGCGGAACUUGUAAGUCUCGGUCGGCGCGUGCGUUUCUGGUGGCUUCCUUUGUGUUGAAGAGUCAGCCCACUCGGGGCUCGAAGGAGAGGAAGGCGGAUGUCAAGUGUUCAAACAAGCCAACGUACAACAAGUGCACUCACUCAGCAUGAACACGGCGGCGGCAGCGUCCUUUUGUUCGUCUCUAGCCCUCCUUGAAUACCUUCUGUGACUAAGUGUUUUCUUUUAGACUCGCUCUGGUGUCAGACAUGAAGUUUUACGGCCACAUUCAGCUCCGAAUCGGGGAGGCUGUGGACUUGAAGCCGACCACUUUCUCCCGGCGCCACUCCAGGAUGUUCUUGAAGACCGCCCCGACGACCAUGGACCCCUACAUUGUCCUCAAGGUGGACGACGUCAAAGUGGGACAAACUCACACCAAACAGAAAACCAACUCGCCGACUUACAACGAGGACUUCUCGUUCUCCGUGCGAGACGGACAACACGUCGAGCUGGCCGUCUUCAACGACACCCCCAUCGGAUACGACGACUUUGUGGCCAACUGCACCGUCCACUUUGUGGACCUCAUGAAGACGGCCAACACGGGCGAGUUCUUCGAGGGAUGGAUGGACUUGGAACCUGAAGGCAGCAUUUACAUCCUUAUUAAGCUUAAUGGAUCCUUCAUUGAUGACGAGGCCAUCAAGCUAGAGAAAAACCACCGAGAGUUUACAAGGAAGCGUCAGGGGGCCGUGAGACGGAAAGUCCACCAGGUCAACGGGCACAAGUUCAUGUCCACGUUCCUUCGUCAGCCCACCUUCUGUUUUCACUGCAAAGAGUUCAUCUGGGGUGUUUUUGGAAAGCAGGGCUACCAGUGCCAAGUAUGUACAUGUGUGGUUCACAAGCGCUGCCACCAACAAGUUGUCACUGUGUGUCCACGCAUGAAAAGGUCACAGUGUGUAAGCCCUGGCUUCAGCAUUAACGUACCUCACCAGUUCAACAUCCACAACUACAAGUCACCCGCUUUCUGUAACCACUGCGGAUCACUGCUCUGGGGAUUUGUCCGGCAGGGCCUGCACUGCAAAAUCUGUAAACUAAAUGUUCACAUCCGAUGCGAAGGCAACGUUGCGCAGAACUGUGGAGUCAACUCUGUGGAACUGGCCAAAAAGCUAGCAGAGAUGGGCACACAUGCUGCAGAACUCUCAGGAAAAAAACUCCAAAGAUUCGGUUCAAGUACGACAAAGAUGCCCUCUGAAAGGAGGAAGAGCGUGAAAAGUCAGCCAGAGAUCCCUCAAUAUGGGAUCGCAGAUUUCACAUUUCUUCAAGUGCUUGGCAAGGGUAGCUUCGGCAAGGUGAUGCUCGCGAGACUCAACAACAAAGAUCGGGUCUUUGCAGUCAAGGUCCUGAAAAAGGACAUCAUCUUGCAGGACGAUGAUGUCGAGUGUACCAUGACUGAAAAGAGGGUGCUGUCGCUGGCCAGCUGUCAUCCGUACCUCACACAGCUGUACUGCUGCUUCCAGACUCUGGACCGUCUCUUCUUCGUGAUGGAGUUUGUAAAUGGCGGGGAUCUGAUGUUCCACAUUCAGAAGUCCAGGAGAUUCGAUGAGCCCCGGGCGUGUUUCUACACGGCGGAGAUCACCUCGGCUCUCAUGUUCCUGCAUGGCAAAGGCAUAAUCUAUCGGGAUCUAAAGCUGGAUAAUGUUCUGCUUGACAAGGACGGCCACUGUAAACUGGCAGACUUUGGCAUGUGCAAAGAAGGCAUAUCUGAAGGUGUUGGAGCAAGAACUUUCUGUGGCACCCCUGAUUACAUUGCCCCUGAGAUCCUUCAGGAGAUGGCGUACGGGGCCUCUGUUGAUUGGUGGGCUCUCGGAGUGCUGCUGUACGAGAUGCUGCAGGGCCACGCGCCUUUUGAGGCCGAAAAUGAAGACGACCUGUUUGAGGCUAUCCUCAAUGAAGAGAUUUCAUAUGCCGCUUGGCUCAGUGUGGAGUCAGUGAAUAUCCUCAAAGCUUUCCUAACCAAAGACCCACUCCGGCGCAUUGGUUGCGUGGCAUCAGAGGCCGGAGAAAUUGCUGUGACCAGCCAUGCCUUUUUCAGAAACAUUGACUGGGAGAUGCUGAAUCAUAGAGCGAUAGAGCCACCCUUCAAGCCCAAGAUAAAAAUGCCAGAGGACGUCAACAACUUUGACCCGGACUUUACGAGGGAAGAGCCCACCCUCACGCCGAUCGAUGACCCCCACAUCUCCUCCAUCAAUCAGGAUGAGUUUGAAGACUUUUCAUAUACUUCGCCCGAGAUGCUGGAGAACUAAGAGCUUCCGCGCUGAUCUACAAAUUGGCAUGUGCUCUCAAUCUUUGGAUUUGGACAGUUCUCGUAUGAAACUGUUACAUUCCCCGCAGACAUGAGAGUGUAAAAUGUCGUGGGGUUGGUCAGACACGGACACUCUCUCAAAUGGCAUUUUAUUGAGACUACAAUAUGGCGUGAUGGACAUGUACUUUUUUCCACUGUUGGAUGUGCUCACAUUAUGGUUGACUCGGUACUUAGUGUUGUACUUCAGCAAAUUGGGCAUCGAGUCCAUUUUUUACCAUACUGUCAGCAAUUCCCAGAAUGACAAAAUGGGUGUGUGUGUGUGCGGAAUCUUUUUCUUUCCUGUGACACGCACAACUCCGGGGGGGGGAAACUACACACCAAACCACUCCCACUAGGUAAACAAAAAUAAAAUCCUGUAUUAAACUUUGAAGCUUCAAACCAGCACUCAGUAAAAACAUGAAGAUCUAUGUUGUUAAAGGGAGACUGAGACCGUCAGUUACUGAAUGUGUUCUAUUUUUCACCCAUCCAAAUUCUAUCGAGCAUGUUGAGGAUGAUCCAAGAUUUCAUUUGUGGUAGAAGCUCUGGUGAUUCAUGGACUGCAAUCUCUGAACUUUUAAAAAUUUCAACACAGUCGUCUGCUCACAUAGGAUGCAUGCUAGUGGCGUUUGCCAACUCAUCAGCAACUACUGAAUUAUUUUGUAUGUCUUGUUGCUGAACAGUUUAAAUCCUUCCUUUGCUGCGUCUAUCUGUCACUUUCUCAGUUUGCUUCCUCAAACUUAAAAAAAACAAAACAAAUAGUACUUGGCAACCAGUCAGGGUCUGGGCGCUCAUUAGAGGCCCUUUUUUCAAACCUUUAAUCUGACAAUUAUGAAUUAAUACUUGGUGGUGUCUGACCUCGAUAAAAGAUUUUAACCUUUCUGUGCAGUCCUGGCCUAAAGGAACAGGCUAAUCAUCUGGUGAGUUCAGUAGGAACUAGGGAAGAAUAAACAGGAAACCACACUGCGUCAUUACCGUUACUUUUGGUCAAAAUAGGAAGACGAGAGGGGUGAAUGAUGCUUUUGUGUGGCACUUGAAAGCGUGGGGUCUGUUAUAGGCAAUACAAAAAACAACAACAACAAUCUUUUAAACAAGAAAGAACAGAAGUCUUUGUUGUUCAAGGGAAGAAUCUUGAACAAUGCUGCUGUCCCAUGAUGAUACUCGGACUCCAUUCUACUCUGACUCUAUUCUGCUCUACCCAACUCUAUUGUACUCUGACUCCAUACUACUCGGGACUCUGACUCUACCCUACUCUGACCCUAUUCUGCUUAGACUCUACUCUCAUGUCAUUGGCCGGCUUUUCAGGCGCUGUUCAUGCCGUCAUUGGCCCAUCUUGUCAAUCAUCACAGCUGGACCAGAUGUCAACCAAUUUUGGUUUUCAUUUGAACAUCAAAAGUCAUCUCAUGAGCUCAUCAAAUAUGCAAAUAUGUCAAAACAUCAAAUAAAAUGGAAAUAAAAAUGCA